This is a messenger RNA of Anneissia japonica, 3101 nucleotides long. RefSeq names its product bombesin receptor subtype-3-like. Gene Ontology annotation, biological process: G protein-coupled receptor signaling pathway. The coding region runs from base 393 to 1526 and encodes 377 amino acids. The record is from RefSeq and is a predicted model, not a curated record. The transcript has a single exon. Lineage: Eukaryota; Metazoa; Echinodermata; Crinoidea; Comatulida; Comatulidae. Gene Ontology annotation, cellular component: membrane. Gene Ontology annotation, molecular function: G protein-coupled receptor activity.
CAGCUGCGUAGUUUAUCUUCCCUUUGUAAUAGACAGAUUUUAGAUAAAAGUAAAACUAUCUUAAAAAUCAGUAAUCAUGCAAUGUUUAAUGAUUUUGAGCUUCUACCACAUGGGCGUCGUUUCCGGUGUCCGGUGAGUAAAACAAAUAGAUGUAGAAAUUCGUUCCUACAUGUUGCCGUUCGACUCCUUAAUAAUGAGUAGGGCUACUUCUUAUACUUUUUUAAAUCAACGAUUCUUUUUUUUUCAUUGUAUAUUUUUCUGUGUUUUAUAUUUUUAAUGUCAUGUUUUUUAUGAUGCUUGUAAUGUCAACCUGAUUUGAAUUGCCCCAUUUGGGAUUAUUAAGAUUUAUUGAAUUGAAUUGAAUAACAAUAACCAUCAGUAACACAUUAAUAAUGUUUUCCUUUUCUUAUUUUUUUUUGCUUCUUUCAGAUGCGAAUAGCAAUCGUCUUCUGCCUGGAAGCAUAUACAAAAUGGAAGAAGGUAUACCGAACUCAACGUUCGAUCUACUUUUGCCCAACACCACACCGACAAAUUCAUGUGUGAGUUUUAUUAACUUCCUCGACUACAAGGAUAAGCUAUAUUUAGCGGCAACUGUGAUAAUCGCUGUAGUAGCACUCAUUGGCAACUUACUCGUUAUAUUAUCCGUAACACUAAAUAGACACAUGCGCACAAGCUCAAAUUAUGCAAUGCUGAAUCUUGCUGUUGGUGAUUUUCUUUUGAUGUGCUUUAUCCCGAUUUUAGAAUUUAAAAUUCGAUUUCAACCAUUCGGUACGACGGCAUUUCGGUGCAAAUUCUUUAAUGCCAUCAGCACAAUAAUACAAGGAGUUACUAUUUUCACGGUUCUGAGUUUGAGCGUAGACCGCUAUAAAGCUGUCGCACAGCCCAAGUCUCGUAGCAACUCAAACCCUGUAAACUCGCUUCUUUUCAAACUUGCCUUCAUUUGGCUAGUCUCAGUUGCGUUUAGUGUUCCGCUUGUUUAUUUUUCACAAAUCAUUUCGCUCUGCGGCUACUCCUGGUGCGAGUUCCUCGAACAUGGCACAAAAGAGUCAAUUGCAUACGCGAUAAUUCGAUUAGUAUUCAUGUAUAUUGUACCCAUGAUUGUUGUUGUGCUCUUUUAUAUAAUGAUGGCAAUGAAAUUAAACGAUCAACCAGCAUCAUUCAGUUCAUCGACCGGCACAAGUAGGUCGCAGGCCGCUCGCAAACACCUCGCAAUAACUGUGCUAGUGAUUGCCAUUCUGUUUGCCAUUUGUUGGUUUCCAUUCAAUGUCCGUUUGUUGCUAAUGGAGUUCUACCCAUUACUUGAUGAGACCUGGGUCAAAAACUUCAAUGAUUUCUCAGUUAUCUUCUUUUACUUCAAUUCGUGCGUCAACCCGAUUGUGUUAUACACACGAAGCCCUCUUUUUCGAAAGUAUUUCAGAAGAUAUCUUUUGCUGGGGUAUGUGCAAACUGGUGACGAUUAUGCACCCACCAACGACAACACAGGGGCGACAAACAUCACUGCUCAACAGACUAGCGAAACCGUGUAAUGCGGUUUCAAUAAGUAGUCUUAUCAAAAUGCAUUUUGUGAUACAAGCAGCCUACCUUAUUUGAAUGCAUAUGACAUUGUGCCAAACUAUUAACAUUCGCUCUUGAUAUGUAGAUGAAAAAUCAUAGGUACGAUCACUCCAUGCAAUUUUGAUACUCGAGAGGCAGCUUAUGACUACAACAUACUCGAAGUGGGUGAACAGUUUUCAGAUGUGUUUGCAGAAUAAGUCUGAACGAGAAUUCUUAACGGACGAACUAGCUCUAUAUCGACGAACCAAUCGACGAACACAAUUGCAAUUCAAUGCAAUUGAAACAUGUGUUGUAUUUGAGAGAAAGAGAGGAAGUAGACACUUACACUCCCAGAAGGUUACCUCCAUACUUCCAUGAAACAUCAAAAACGUAAUUAGACAACAAUGCAUAGUAUUAACACAUUACUAUUCUAUCAUUAUAUUAUAAUGAUAUGCCACCGACGUCAUCGCAGAUUUACAACGUUGUUACAAUUUUGUAACACUGGCUCUGUGAAAACGCUGACAUUGGAAGCAUGGUUGUCUCACUGCAGGAAUUUGCCAAAAGAGCACCAACCUGUUCGACAGUUGUUGAGGUGAGGGUCCGAAUUAAAGGCCGCCUAGAGACUUGGUCAGGUUCCGGAGUAUAAUUGUGGGGUUCGUGAAUGGGUUCCAUGGAGAUACUGAAUUUUAGUUUGGUGAAUCUAUAAGAGACAAUGUUGGCCUUAUGUCACGGUAUCAGUGGUAGAAUUUGUGGACGUUGUGCCAAUGAAUCAUUAACAGUGUUAGCGGACGCUGCAUCACGGUAACAGUGGCAGAAUUUGCGGACGUUGUGCCAAGGAAUCAUUGGCAAUGUUGGUAGACGUUGUGUGAUGGUAUCAGGGAAGCAAGGAAUCAAUGACGGGGUUAUUGGUCGUUGUAUCAAGGUAUUAGUGGCAGUGUUAGCGAAUUUUUGUCAAGGAAUCAAUGACAGUGUUAUCGAUCGGACGUUGUGUCACAGUAUCAGCGACAAUUUUAGCGGACGUUAUGCAAGCAAUCUAGGCAGUGUUAAGAGGACGUUGUGUCACGGUAUUAGUAGGAGUGUUAGCAGACGUUGUGUCACGGUAUCACAUUAAUCCGAGAGAACUACCAAUAUUGUUUAACAUGAAUAAAUCAAAGUUAAUUUGCGUAAAGGCGGGCACUCACUGCGCGUCGUACGACGGCUGUACGACCGUUGGCCGACGAAUCCAACUCCACUCCUGCGAGCGUGAGACGAGGCUACGCCGUCUGAACGGAUUGUCAUUAAAAACGACACAUCGUGGCUUUGCAUUCCGCAGAGCAUCGCGUCGGCCGACGACCGCCGGGCGCAGUGAGUGGCCAUCUUAAGUUGUAAGCCUAAGUACAUUAGGCUGUUAUCCAAACUUCGUGUAGGUUUGCGUUAAAGCUUGUCUAACUUUGGUGGUUCCCAAUGAAUUCCAUUGUCAGGUGAAUGACAUAGGUUUUUAAGCGUUUCUUGUAAUUGUGUCAAAACAGUCUAUUUCUGUAGGCCUAAUGUGAACCGAGCGUAGGCCUACCGUACUCGCGCGAAUAAGC